This is a messenger RNA of Sciurus carolinensis (gray squirrel), 8528 nucleotides long. It is a transcript of the gene Grpr, whose product is annotated as gastrin releasing peptide receptor. Gene Ontology annotation, molecular function: G protein-coupled peptide receptor activity. Bases 279 to 1433 code for a protein of 384 amino acids. Gene Ontology annotation, cellular component: membrane. Gene Ontology annotation, biological process: G protein-coupled receptor signaling pathway. The record is from RefSeq and is a predicted model, not a curated record. Lineage: Eukaryota; Metazoa; Chordata; Mammalia; Rodentia; Sciuridae. The transcript is spliced from 3 exons.
ACAGAGUGGGCUUAAUUCUAAGCCUUUCUUUGGACUGAGUUUUUGUGGUUAACUUACUCAAUUGAGAUAUACUGCACUGGUUACCCAAAGGCCAGAGCAGUACCAGCAUCAAAAUAGUGACAGUUUUGAAUACCAUAGUAUCUGUGCAUUUAGGGUAUUUUGAUUAAAGAAGAUAAAGAGGCCAGAAUAGAUCUUAUCCUCAUCUUCACCUAACUGCAGCAUCAAAAGUUAAGAAAGAGCAUCUUCAGGGCACUUUUAGGUGAGAAGAAAGUCUAGAAAUGGAUCCAAACAAUUGUUUACUUCUGAACUUGAAAGUGGACAAUUUCAUGAACUGCAGUGCCUCCAAUAGCAGCGUGGAUCUCCCUGUGAAUGAUGACUGGUUCCACCCGGGGAUCCUCUAUGUCAUCCCUGCAAUUUAUGGGGUUAUCAUCCUGAUAGGCCUCAUUGGCAACAUCACUCUGAUCAAGAUCUUCUGUACAGUCAAAUCCAUGAGAAAUGUGCCGAACCUGUUCAUCUCCAGUCUGGCUUUGGGAGACCUGCUCCUCCUGGUAACAUGUGCUCCUGUAGAUGCCAGCAGGUACCUGGCCGACAGAUGGCUAUUUGGCAGGAUUGGCUGCAAGCUGAUCCCCUUUAUACAGCUAACCUCGGUGGGGGUGUCUGUCUUCACAUUGACGGCACUGUCAGCAGACAGGUACAAAGCCAUUGUCCGGCCAAUGGAUAUCCAGACAUCCCAUGCCCUGAUGAAGAUCUGCAUCAAAGCCGCCUUGAUCUGGAUCAUCUCCAUGUUGCUGGCCAUCCCAGAGGCUGUGUUCUCUGACCUCCAUCCUUUCCAUGAGGAAAGCACCAACCAGACAUUCAUUAGCUGUGCCCCAUACCCACAUUCUAAUGAUCUGCACCCCAAAAUCCACUCCAUGGCUUCCUUUCUUGUCUUCUACAUCAUCCCACUGUCGAUCAUCUCUGUGUACUAUUACUUCAUUGCCAAAAACCUGAUCCAGAGUGCUUAUAAUCUGCCCGUGGAGGGAAAUAUACAUGUCAAGAAGCAGAUGGAAUCCCGGAAGCGGCUUGCCAAGACAGUGCUGGUGUUUGUGGGCCUCUUUGCUUUCUGCUGGCUCCCCAAUCAUGUCAUCUACCUGUACCGUUCCUACCACUACUCUGAAGUGGACACCUCCAUGCUCCACUUUGUCACUAGUAUCUGUGCCCGCCUCCUGGCCUUCACCAACUCCUGCGUGAACCCCUUUGCCCUCUACUUGCUGAGCAAGACUUUCAGGAAGCAGUUCAACACCCAGCUCCUCUGUUGCCGGCCUGGCCUGAUCAGCCGGUCCCAUAGCACUGGCAGAAGUACAACCUGCAUGACCUCUUUCAAGAGUACCAACCCCUCCGUGGCCACCUUCAGCCUCAUCAAUGGAAACAUCUGUCACGAGGGGUAUGUUUAGACCUAACUCUUGACCUUGACCCCCUGGGGACUCCUGGUUUUGCUUUACAGCUGGAAUCCCAGUCCUUGAAUCUGUACUUGUCUCUGUACCCUCUAGAGGGUUCUUGACUGGUGUAGGUGGGUGGAGGAGAGACCCAACUGGAUCACUGUUGUGUUUCAAAGGAAGUUGUCAAGGCUUAGCUUUCCCAUUUCAACUUGUAAAUGCAUCUUUGCAUUUUUAGAAAAGGAAACAAACAGAAAAGUAUUAUAUUAAGCAUCAAGCUCUGAUGUAUAGGCAUGGCCAAAUUCAGUCACAGAAAUAAUCUGGCCCUCUAGAUGGAUAAAUCAGGGAAAUCAGGCCUUGACUGUCUAGUUUGGGAAACUUCACCUUGUCAUUUCUUUAAGUAGAAGUUAAUACUUUUAAAAUAUGACUCGAUUCCUUUCCCAGGAAUAUCUAUAACACAUAAACUGGGGAAGAAUUUUAUUUACAUUUCUGACAUGAAAAGUCAACCCUAUGAAAAGCCUCAUGUAUGAACAAUGUUCUCCAAAUUUAUAACACUGGAAGCCAGUUUAAUACAAGACAAGCCUCAAUUUGAAUAAUUACACACACAUGGAAAUAGAAAAAAAAACUCUCUAAACAUUAAUUUUAAAAAAAUAUUACCAAGGGUUAGGAGGAAUACUCAACAAAAAUAUAAUCAAACACAUUCACAUAUUUAAAUAUCAAUGUGUGGCUAUAGAGUGAUAUCUCACAUUGUAACUGUCACUCAACUUUAAUUAUCACAGUGCCAUUCUACCAUAGAAGAUAAAUCUUCCUGGAGAAAAAGUUGACCAUGCUGUCAAUUAAUCAAAUAUUUAAAAUAUUUAUAAAUGCAUAAAGGAUGGUAUUUAUUUUUGGUGUACAGGUUUUGUUUUUUGGUGUUUGUUUUAUUGUUGUUGUUUUGGGAUGGAACCCAGGACCUUGGGCAUGACAGGCAAGUGCUCUACCACUGAGCCACACUUCCGGCUCAGUACAUAGAUUUUGAGCCAAAUGUAUUCACUUAGAUUUAACUGUCUGUUACAUUGAAGCACUGCUUUCAGUAUCAGAAAGAAGGGGUUGUAUCUGAGUAGAAAUAGAAACAUGCUUAUAUUUAAUGUAUGUUUUCCCUAAAUUUGUAGGAGGAAAUUAAUAAAAUUUCAGUGACAUGUAUUUCUGUCUGAAUAUGUAUAAGAAAGUUGCAGGGGGCUUAUGUUUAAGAAUAGAUUUAAAAAACAGGUACAGAUUUGUUUUUACUUCAGAGGAGUAGUUAUGAAAUAGCCCAUGUGCAGAAAAAAGACUAGACUGAAUUUUUUUUUCCUGAGUAAAAUUGGCUAUAAAAAGAUUGGGCUAUCUUACUUUUGAAACCCUGGUUUGAGUUUUUCUUGACUCAAAGACAGGCCAAUUCUGACAGAUUGCAACCAAGUAACUCAAUUUCAGUUGAAUCCAAAUUCCACAAAUGUGCCCUAAAAUGUAUCCCUUGCACCCUAAGGCAAUUGGCAAUUUGGUUAAGGUUUUCUCUACCUAGGUGAGAUAGAAACAGUCAGCAAUCUUUUCCACAUGGCACGUUUGAAAGUUUUUUUUCUUUUGACACUGGAAAAUUCUCAUUUUCUGUGGAGCUUUAAGAGUUAAGACUAAGACCAUUGUAAAGACCCGUGUUUACAAUUUUAUUAGCUGGAACUCUUCACUUCUGCUUUCUACAUGGCCUGAUGUACUGUAUGCACCACACCUUUUUUGGUGACCCAUAAUUACACUGCACAGUUUGCAAAGCAAGACAGACAAUGUAGCGCAAAGAGCUUGACAUCCCAACUCUGCCUCUAGCUAUAUGACUUUGACAUUUAAUUUCCCUUCUUUGCCAGAUGUGACGAUGCACAUCUGUAAUCCCAGUGACUAGGGAGACUGAGGAAGGAGAAUGGCAAGUUCAAAGCCAGCUUCAGCAACUUAUCUAGGUCCUAAGAAACUCAGUAAGACCCUGUCUCUAAAUUAAAAAAAAAUACAAAAAGUCUGGGGAUGUGGCUUAGUGGUUAAGCACUCUUGUGUUCAGUCCCUAAUAAAUUCUCUAAAUUUAUUUUUUUCACCUCCAAAAUGAGAAAACAGUGCUAAAUCCCUCAUUGCUAAAAUUCUCUGAGUUUCUUCAUCAUUUCUAGUUCUAUGUUGAAAGCAUUUAUGUAGUUCACUUUUUUUUUUUUUUUGGUACUAGAAAUUGAACUGAGGGGCACUUUACCACUGAGCUACAGACCCAGCCCCCCAUUUUUUAAUUUUAAAUUUUGAGACAGGGUCUUGUUAAGUUGCUUAGGGUCACAUUAAAUUGCUGAGGCUGGCCUCAAACUUGCAAUCCUCCUGCCUCAGCCUCCUGAGUCGCUGGAAUUACCAGGCAAGUACCAGCACACCCAGCUGUAGCUCACUUCUUACAGCUGCCCUAAUUCUGCAUCUCUUGCAACAAUAACUCUCUGGAAUUUCUUCAAUCACCAUUUCAUACUCAGGUGCAUGCUGGUGGUAUUAAAGAAGACAGGUCAUUCUACUGCAUAAGGGACUCCUUGGAAUCAUUUGCAUGAAUGCACAAUGUUUUGGAAUUAGAGUUGAAAGAAAUGUAAAGCAUAUUGCUCAAUCUUCUCAUUAUUCAAAGGGUACUCUUCCUACUCACCCUUUGACUUCCAUGCAUCUGUUAAAUUGAACUACUAUUCCAAAAUUUUGCCCUUGGCUUCCUUCAAAGCUUUUGCAUAUGAAUGACUUCAGGCCUACUUAGUUGCUAACAUAUAUAGUAUUCUGGGUGCAUAGAAUUCCAGUAUGUAGAAUUUGGGGGUACUAGUUCGAGGAUUUCUGAUCCCCAGAGACAUUUGGGGAGCAGAACUCUUCUCCAUGUUUCUUUCGGUUAGCAUCAGGGCAGAAGAUUGAGGUCUAUGUGUCUUUAGGCAAAUCUGGUUACUUCCUAAAGACUCUUAAAUAAACAAAAGUGUUGGAAGGGUUCUUUGCCAAUCAGUGACCAAGAACCGGUAAAACCAUUUUGUGAAUUAACUCAUGGGUUAACUCAGACCUUCUGGGUAGGAAGGACUUAAUUGGGUCCUUGUAUUCCCCCUUGAAAACCUAAAAUCAUGUGAGAGCUCCAAGACCUAUGUAUAUCACCUCUCUGCCAGGGCAAAGUGGAGCAGGGGCUGGAGCUGAGACAUUUCAUGCCUGGCUUCCAAAGAUAAUCACGUUUAGCACUUAUGUCUUUGGUGAGGAAAAAAAAAAUCAAUUUUUGCUGUGGAAAACCAUCUGUGUUUAUUCAAUUGACAGAUACUACCUUUCAAUCUAUCUUUAAUCGAGCCUCCCUGAGGCAAGCAGUUCAACAGUGAUAGAUUAAGCAAUAAACAAAGCCAUCUUCCCACCAUUGGCUGCUGUGGGCAGGGAAGGCACAGUUGCUAUUGGGAGCAAUAUUCCACAGCAAGAUGAUUGUCCCUGCUUAGCACGGACAAAGCCCCUCCCUAGUGAUGCUUUUAUGAUUCCCUGUUCUUCUGGCUGCUCUUGCUCCCCCACUGAACCUGGCCUUCUCUAUUAGCAAACCCUGGAUCUCCCUCGUUGCCCCACAAACAAUUUAGUUUCAUCUUGGAAGAUGGUGACUCCUUAGGUAAAUAAAUUAGAGGCUGUAGCAGAUGAUCCACGCUCAUCUUGUUAUGAAAAUGUACAUCGAAAAGAAAUAAGUGAACUUGACUGUAGGACAUGGGCCUACUUUGGUUAUAAAGUACUCAUUUGUGCCAAGUUUAGCAGUUCAUUAUUGAUUUCAGAGUCUCUUCACAUAUCACAUAGAUUUUAGUAAUAGAGAUUAGCUUUGGGGAUGACAUGUUAAUGACCUUUUCAUCUGUGAAGUAAAAGGUGGCUAAGUCACUUUUCCCAGACACUAGAUAGAAACAAUCACCCUGGGACCAGACUCCAUGAGAAUCACAUGAAUACCAUCCACUCAUAUCGUGGUAAAAUGGGAAAGACUCAGCUUUCUGGCCAUUUGUGUCCUUCACAUCCCCACCAGGAGAAAGCUGUUGUCAGAGAGUAGAUUGGAGUUGGACUAGGGUUUCCUGAAGGAAUGGAGCACAUCUUGCAUAUGUGUCUAACUUUUGGGCACAUUUUCAUGGAAUAGAUUAAAAGCUGGAAACAAAGGAAUCCUUUACUCUUGUGGGACCAGGUUCUCAAUGUGUUAUUCAGUGAAGUGAAGCCUUCCCACCCUUUUCUGUAUUCUGUAUUUGGAUGGUCACUCCACCCCUUCCCCACAACACAAAUACACAGCAACUUGAAUAUCAUGCAAUCUCUUACUAUAACUUUGGCCUUCAAAUAUACCCUUUGCCAGGUGAGAGAGGAGCAAACAUUAACUCCAUGUGAUUAUAUCCAGAGUAAUCAACAUGAAUAGUGCACUGGGAUCAAACAUUUUCUUGUGAAACCUCACAUUAGAAACUCAUUCAGUGAGGGCUAGGGAUGUAGCUCAGUGGUAGAGCACCCGCCUAGGCUGUGUGAGGCCCUGGGUUCCACCCAGUAUGGGUGGGGAGGGUGCAGAAAAGGAAUGCAUUCAAUGGAAUUUAUAUAAUUUUUAAAAAAACUUUCAGUGUUGUGCAUAUAUUAAAUAUAUAAGGUAAGAGCCUUUGGGUUAGACUACUACAUAUUCAGGACCAAUUCAAAAGAAUACUUUGCAUUCACCUAUGUUCAUUACCUGGUCUGUAAAGCACUGUGGCACUCAUGACCACAUCUCAUCCAAGCCUUCCCUGCUGGCCAAAGAGCUGCUUUACAUCAUUUACUUUGGAAAUUUAUAAAUAUUAAAUUCAUUACUAGUGACCAUUAGAUUUAAAGGCCUGUGGAACUAUGUGGUUAAAACCUGAAACUGUCAACAUUAGAUCAUAUUUGGCCUAUGAAAAGACAAUUUCAUCAGGUUCAAUUUAAUCUGAUUUCAUUUUGUUCUGAUGUGAACUAAACAUGUUUCAUUGUCAUGGUCUGUUCUGUGAUAUUGAAGAACAGUGCUAAUCAUCGCUUCCCCAGAUUACACGAUGUUUUGUUGCCCCACAAGUGAGUCUGUUUAACUUGGUACAAGGGAAUAAACAGGGUCAUUGUUGACUGUCCCAGGAGAGGCAUAAUAAUGGAAAUGACAUUCUGCAUUAUGAAAAAAAAAUGACACAAAAUGACCAGAGGUUGAAGAUAUAGCUCAGUGGUAAAGUUCUUGCAUAGUAUGCAUGAAGCACUGGGUUCCAUCCCAGUACCGAAGAAACAAAAACAGAAACAAACAAACAACAAUAACAACAACAAAAAAAAAUACAAAGACACAGAAGAGCUGGAUCCUUGAGAGCAAAAACACAGGUCAUAAAUACAUAUAUUUGUCCAAAACCAGAAUGGAGUCCUGUGGUUCUUGAAGUGCUGAGAAAGAAGGGACUUAACUUGACCAAGCACUGACAAUGCUGUGACUCAGGGAGAUUACCUAACCAUCCUAAGGUCCCAUGGAAUACUUGAAUGGUAGAAUAUAAAUGUGGACCUAAAUCUCUAGAGUCCUUAUCUAUACCACUGCUCAGCAUUAAUUCCCCAAUUCAGCCUGUGUGAGAUAUUCAGUUCACAGUACCUAACGGAAAGCUCUGUUCCCUCUUCUGGAUUUUGUCCAUAGGCCUGUGCUAGUGUUAGAUUCAAAGAAUACACACAAAGUACACUGAAAGACAUCAGUUAAGGGCACAUCAGAGGCUGAGGCUGAAGUGUGGUAAAAUGGUGAGAAGGGAAGUCCCCUUAGUUCAGUUGCUUGCACCCUCAUCCCCACCCAGAAACACAAUUCAGUUCCAAGCAGGAGUCCUGGGAAGAAUUCCCCACUUGAUUCUGCAACUAAUUAAAUGGAAAAUAACCUUGGGUGAAGGUCCAAUUCAGAGAUAGGACCCAAGUGAGAACAGCCAACCUGAGCAUCCUUCUUUCAAUCAGUUAGUUGGAGAAAAAGUAUCAGGAAAAGGUGGAACCACCCUGCCCCCCUCUUCCUUCCUAAAAGAGUGAAAUAUGCCAAUGGAUGUGUUCCUGGAGUCUGGGGACCCAAGCUACAUGAAUAGCCUCUACUAGAAAAAUACUUCCCAGACUACUGGCUCAGGUAAGGAACUUGGGUAUGGAAUUAGGAAUCUGAGUGCCUAGCCUAGAAGUCCCAUCACAAACCCAGAUGUCACCAUGUUUCUACCCUCUCUGAGCUCACACCUUUCUAGAAGAUAAGAUUCACUUUUCCUCAAAUUUAAAAUUCACUCCCAGAGUCAUAUAAUAACAUGAAAGGACUCUCAUAAUUUUAUGGUCUUUUAAAAGAAUCAUUUUAAUGGACAAUAAAACCUCAUACAUUCAAAACCUCAUUAACUUCCAGACAAGCUUGAAAAUGUUGCAUAACUCAGGACUUCAGUGUUUAAAAUACAUUAUAUAACUUGGACCUGUUGUGAAUCCAAAUUUUUGUCACUUUGCUUCAAUUUUAGCUAUUGACAUUGAUAAUACAACAUUAAGAAGGUAAAAUUGAUUUUCUUUAAAAAAAUUAUUAUUUUUUUCUCUAAUCUGAACUCUACUGAUUGGACCAUGAACUUUCUUGCAUUAAAGUUGGCAGGGUGAUACAAUAUGUUGAAACAGUCAAUUCAAUGAGUUGUAAAAAUAUAUGGCACAAACUUCUUUAGUGUCAUUUUGUGUUUUGUUUUAAAUAUUAGACACAUUUUGUAAAUUAUAAUUGUACUUGUUACUAUUAACUAUAAAUAUUUAUUGCAUUGAAAAAUGUACUCUGUUAAAUAACUCAGAACAAGUUCCAGGUGUGGUACUUAGUUUAAAUAAUGUCAUGGUUUGGCUUUGCCUAGACUCCUUGGACAAAUGAAUUAUUUAUAAGAAAUUCACAAUAUUCCUAUGAAUGAUUCAGAUCCUUUUAAAUGUGCAAACUUAACUGUGUGGCCAUGUACAACUCUAUGUAUAAAGUGUGCUCUUUGAAUUUUUAUUUUUAAAGAAGUGUUUCCAACGCAUCUAUCACAUCGUGUGUGAUCUAUAUGACAAGUCAAAUCCAGUGUAGUAAGCCAAAUGUUCAAGUCAUAGAUGAUAAUAAAUUGAACUUAUUCUUUAAUGUAAUAAAGUAUAAUUUGUGAAAUAGAUAGAUGCAUGUAUCCA